Messenger RNA from Sphaeroforma arctica JP610, 228 nucleotides. RefSeq lists its product as hypothetical. The coding region runs from base 1 to 228 and encodes 75 amino acids. The record is from RefSeq and is a predicted model, not a curated record. The transcript has a single exon. Lineage: Eukaryota; Ichthyosporea; Ichthyophonida.
AUGGGCGCGAAAAACAUUACUGUGUGCAUUGUGGAGGAGCUGGUAUUUGCAGCCAUGGUGGCCGAAAAUCGCGGUGUGUACCCUGUGGAGGACCCCAAGUUUGCAGCCAUGGUCGUAGAAGAGCGGGGUGUAGACCAUGUGGGGGAUCCGAACUUUGCAGCCAUGGUGGUCGGAAAUCGCGGUGUAUACCCUGUAGAAGAUCCCAAGUUUGCAGCCAUCAUCGUCUGA